CACAGGCCCCUUGCUAAGCCCUGCUGUGUCUGUGCCUGCUGCCUUCUGAAACACAGAAGGGGGCAAAUGGGUGAAGGAGAAGUAUGAAGUGUGGGUGCAGUAGCAGAAUGGACCUGAGACAACCAUCCCCACCCACCCAGAUACCAACACUGCUUCUAUCUCCUUCUCUUCCAGUUCUCUGCCGUGGGAUCACCAAACCGGAAACAUCUUGACAAAUUAGUAUGAUAGCUGCUAUGUCGGGAGAGAGGAGGAAUAAUUCCAUCCAGUUAAUGUCCAGGGAAAAGGGAGAUAAAUGGUAAAUGUGCGCAUCACUUCUCGUUGCGUGCAUCCGUUGUGUGGGUUCUUGGAGAGGGUGCGUGCACUCCGUGUGAAUGCCCGGGAAAGGCCCCGAAGGCAGCCUCCUAUAACCCAACCCUCCCUGGACCUUCCACCGAGCAGCCAGUGAAAAGAUAAGAUUUCUCAGCAGAUGCAGAACAAGAGGGGACAUUUGAUGCCUGCUUUAUUCAGUCACCAGUAAUCUCUCUUGCAUCACUCACUUUUGUUAGAAUUGACUAAUAGGCAACAUGCCUUCACUUGAGCCCAGCAGAUAUAAGCACCGUCCUUACAGGCUGGCUUCCUGACCGAGGACAGGGAGUGGCAGGCAUGGGGCACUCUGGCCGCCAGUUCCAAGCCCUGCUCUGGAAGAAUUGGCUCUGCAGACUCAGGCAUCCGGUCCUUUCCCUUGCUGAAUUCUUCUGGCCAUGUCUCCUGUUCAUGAUUCUGACAGUACUUCGUCUUCAAGAACCUCCCAGACACAGAGACAAUUGUUACUUGCAACCCCGGGAUCUGCCUAGCCAGGGCGUUCUUCCCUUUGUCCAAGGCCUUCUUUGUAACACGGGGUCCAGGUGCAGAAACAUCAGCUAUGGAGGGUUGAUGGAGCACCAUCUUCGCUUGUCUAGGUUCCAAACUACAACUGACCACAAGAAGGUCAACAGUCUUGCCUUUUUAAAAGAGAUACAAGACCUGGUCGAGGAAAUUUAUAGAAUGAUGGACAAGGCAAAAAACUUACAAAAACUUUGGAAAGAACGAUCCAAGACUACAGAUUCUUCUUAUGGUUCCAGUUUUUUAACAAUGGAUCUCAAUAAGACUGAGGAGGUCAUAUUAAAACUGGAAAGGCUCCACCAGCAGCCUCACUUCUGGGAUUUUCUACUUUUACUGCCGAGACUACAAGCAGACGUUGUAUCCCCGGAGGAUGGCGUGCGCGCUGUGGAGCACUUGCUGCAGACGGUUUUGAAGUAAGUGAAAAAGGGAAAUAUAACUAAGGUUCGGUGAGUUAGUUUUUCUUUCUCAUUUUCUGCAUAAGAAGUAAAAAUUACUGAGCAAUUGUUUGGUUGGAAAAAAAACACCCGUAAUACAACAGGAGCUCCUGCACCUCCACGUCUGUCCCUGGGCUGUCUGUGUCCGUAUUUCAUCAAGGGGCAGUGAUGUUGUUCAGAGUAUAUCCUCCCUGCUUUAAACAUUUAACAUUACAUUAUUAAUAUUUCAUAUGUUAUGGUCUACAAAUAAUAAUUUUUAAUGGCUGCAGAAUAUUCCCAUUUGGUAAAGUAUCGUAUAUCAUAAUUUACUUCAUAAUUUUAGCAUUGGACUUUUGGUUGUUUUUAAGCUUUUCACUAUUAGAGAUGUGACUAUAAAAAUUUUAACUAAUUUCUUAAUAUAUCAUGCCAUAGUUGUCCAAAAUAACAUUUGACUGAUCAGCUCUGUUGUUCAAGUUGUAUAAUUCAGCAAGUUGGAUGUUGGUUUGGUGUGACGGAUCUGGCCCCCAUGAUACCUGAAGAUUACGUUUGGGAAGACCCUUUCCCAUGGUGGAUUUCCCAUUCUUUAAUCAGCAUUGUCUUCUUUCUUUAAAAUUUUGAAUUAUUUUGUGUAAACUCAUUGUAGGAAUACAGUAUUUUAUCAGCAAAAGUUUAUAUUCUUUUCAGAUUUUUAAUUGUUACUUAUUUUAGCUGCCAUCAGUGAGAACAACCUGCACUGCCCUCAGGCCAGGAUGAGAGGGGCCCUGUCCUGGGCCCUGUACUUCAGUGGUCCCUGCCCUGGCCUUCCCCAGGCUGUGCCUCUGCUCAUGGCUCAGGAAGCCCAUGGGGAGAAGCGGAUGUGUCCGCAGAGCACACAGCCCCCGACUCCCUCUCACCCUGGAAUUCCCUACCGCAAUGUCCAGAGCCCACUUCCAGAGCCUGUGCUGGCCUCUUCCCUGGUCCGUCUCUCUGAGGGCAGGUCUUACGGUGCAAUGUGCAUCCCCAGCCUCAGGGGCGUACAGGGACAGCUGCGGCCAUUGGCAGGAGUGUGGGUGGUGCCCGGCCCUGUAGCUGGAGUGCCCGCACAUGAGCACUGAGGCCCCUUGAGGUACAGACAGAGCUGAGGUUGGGAAACAAGUGGGGAUGGGGUGGGCUGAGGGUUGGGGCCAGGGCUGUGAGCUCCCCAAAACCCCACACUCUGGAGCACAGCUCUGAGGAUCAGAAAAUUCUAAAUUUGAAUGUGGCUUUCCAAGUUGUUAUGAAGAUGUAUUUGUCAAUGUAGGAAAAUGGGACAUAUUUUGAUAAUCUGUUAGCCUGAUUUAUAACUUAAAUACUUGAAUAUAUUUGCUGUGUCUCCCUUUGUAUUCUUGCUCUAAGCCCUGAAUAUAUUAGCAGUGGAAAGUGAGAACAAUCAGGUAAUCCUGAGACAGGAAAAUUUGAAAUUAGAAGAUAUUGAUGACAGUUGUUGGACCAUAUCAGCUUCAGCAGAAAUUUUAUUUCUAUUUUUUGCUUUGGUGACACAGCAUCAAGAUAAUCUACGUUCACAGAGAUAAGUAUCUGCAAGUGGCACCAGUUUUCAAUAAUAUAUCUUGUAAUCUUAGGAUACUCUUCAAUACAUAAAGAUGCCACGAGAGAUUUUCCUUAAUGAGAAGCUAUACAAAAUAAACUGUCUGGAAGCCAAACUUAUGGUUGUGUGGUCUUAUUUUGCCAAACUGUAGGUGUAUUCCAACUUCAGUUGAUUGUAUUUUGUAAUCCACAAGUUGAAG
Molecule: messenger RNA, 3037 nt
Organism: Lemur catta (Ring-tailed lemur)
Lineage: Eukaryota; Metazoa; Chordata; Mammalia; Primates; Lemuridae
Product: ATP-binding cassette sub-family A member 13-like
Exons: 6
Coding region: 643-1278 (211 amino acids)
Source: RefSeq, a predicted model, not a curated record